Clarias gariepinus (North African catfish) is the source of this 7601-nucleotide messenger RNA. Its product is annotated as mucin-2-like. The transcript has 11 exons. The coding region runs from base 79 to 6885 and encodes 2268 amino acids. Lineage: Eukaryota; Metazoa; Chordata; Actinopteri; Siluriformes; Clariidae. The record is from RefSeq and is a predicted model, not a curated record.
AUAGACAUUGCAUUUGAAACAUCACAAACUGCUACAUCAGAGCCACCAUCAACUUCUCCUUUUGAAUCAACUACAAGCAUGGCAUUGGAAACAUCAACAGGUGCUACAUCAGUGCCAUCAUCAACUUCUCCUUUAGGAUCAACUACUAGCAUUGCAAUGGAAAGAACACCAACUUCUACAUUAGAGCCAUCAUCAACUUCUCCUUUCAAAUCAACUUCAGGCCUGGCAUUGGAAACAUCAACAGCCAUGACAUCAGAGCCAUCAUCAACAAUUUCUUUCGAAUCAACUACAGGCAUGGCAUUUGAAACAUCAACAGCUGCUACAUCAAUGCCAUUAUCAACUUCCCCCUCAGAAUCAACAACUAGCAUUGCAUUUGAAACAUCACCAACUGCUACAUCAGAGCCACCAUCAACUUCUCCUUUUGAAUCAACUACAAGCAUGGCAUUGGAAACAUCAACAGGUGCUACAUCAGUGCCAUUAUCAACUUCUCCUUCAGAAUCAACAACUCGCAUUGUAAUGGAAACAACACCAACUGCUACAUCAGAGCCACCAUCAACUUCAUCUUUUAAAUCAACUACAGGAAUUACAUUGGAAACAUCAACAAGUGCUACAUCAGUGCCAUCAUCAACUUCCCCCUCAGAAUCAACAACUAGCAUUACAUUUGAAACAUCACAAACUGCUACGUCAGUGCCACCAUCAACUUCUCCUUUUGAAUCAACUACAAGCAUGGCAUUGGAAACAUCAACAAGUGCUACAUUAGUGCCAUCAUCAACUUCUCCUUUAGGAUCAACUACUAGCAUUGCAAUGGAAAGAACACCAACUUCUACAUUAGAGCCAUCAUCAACUUCUCCUUUCAAAUCAACUUCAGGCAUGGCAUUGGAAACAUCAACAGCCAUGACAUCAGAGCCAUCAUCAACAAUUUCUUUCGAAUCAACUACAGGCAUGGCAUUUGAAACAUCAACAGCUGCUACAUCAAUGCCAUUAUCAACUUCCCCCUCAGAAUCAACAACUAGCAUUGCAUUUGAAACAUCACCAACUGCUACAUCAGAGCCACCAUCAACUUCUCUUUUUGAAUCAACUACAAGCAUGGCAUUGAAAACAUCAACAGGUGCUACAUCAGUGCCAUUAUCAACUUCUCCUUCAGAAUCAACAACUCGCAUUGUAAUGGAAACAACACCAACUGCUACAUCAGAGCCACCAUCAACUUUAUUUUCCGAAUUAACCACAGGAAUUACAUUGGAAACAUCAACAGGUCCUACAUCAGUGCCAUCAUCAACUUCUCCUUUCAAAUCAACUACAAGCAUUGCAUUUGAAACAUCACAAACUGCUACGUCAGGGCCACCAUCAACUUCUCCUUUUGAAUCAACUACAAGCAUGGCAUUGGAAACAUCAAGUGCUACAUUAGUGCCAACAUCAACUUCUCCUUUAGGAUCAACUACUAGCAUUGCAAUGGAAAGAACACCAACUUCUACAUUAGAGCCAUCAUCAACUUCUUCUUUCAAAUCAACUUCAGGCAUGGCAUUGGAAACAUCAACAGCCAUGACAUCAGAGCCAUCAUCAACAAUUUCUUUCGAAUCAACUACAGGCAUGGCAUUUGAAACAUCAACAGCUGCUACAUCAAUGCCAUUAUCAACUUCCCCCUCAGAAUCAACAACUAGCAUUGCAUUUGAAACAUCACCAACUGCUACAUCAGAGCCACCAUCAACUUCUCCUUUUAAAUCAACUACAAGCAUGGCAUUGGAAACAUCAACAGGUGCUACAUCAGUGCCAUUAUCAACUUCUCUUUCAGAAUCAACAACUCGCAUUAUAAUGGAAACAACACCAACUGCUACAUCAGAGCCACCAUCAACUUCAUCUUUUAAAUCAACUACAGGAAUUACAUUGGAAACAUCAACAAGUGCUACAUCAGUGCCAUCAUCAACUUCCCCCUCAGAAUCAACAACUAGCAUUGCAUUUGAAACAUCACAAACUGCUACAUCAAAACCAACAUUAACUUCUCAUUUUGAAUCAACUCCUAGCAUUACAGUGGAAACAUCAUCAACUUCUCCAUCAGAGCCACCAUCAACUUCAUCUUUCGAAUUAACAUUGGAAACCUCACCAACUGCUACAUCAGUGGCAUCAUCAACUUCUCCUUUCGAAUCUACUACUAGCAUUGUAAUGGAAACAUCAACAAGUGCUACAUCAGUGCCAUCAUCAACUUCCCCCUCAGAAUCAACAACUAGCAUUGCAUUUGAAACAUCACAAACUGCUACGUCAGUGCCACCAUCAACUUCUCCUUUUGAAUCAACUACAAGCAUGGCAUUGGAAACAUCAACAAGUGCUACAUUAGUGCCAUCAUCAACUUCUCCUUUAGGAUCAACUACUAGCAUUGCAAUGGAAAGAACACCAACUUCUACAUUAGAGCCAUCAUCAACUUCUCCUUUCAAAUUAACUUCAGGCAUGGCAUUGGAAACAUCAACAGCCAUGACAUCAGAGCCAUCAUCAACAAUUUCUUUCGAAUCAACUACAGGCAUGGCAUUUGAAACAUCAACAGCUGCUACAUCAAUGCCAUUAUCAACUUCCCCCUCAGAAUCAACAACUAGCAUUGCAUUUGAAACAUCACCAACUGCUACAUCAGAGCCACCAUCAACUUCUCUUUUUGAAUCAACCUCAAGCAUGGCAUUGAAAACAUCAACAGGUGCUACAUCAGUGCCAUUAUCAACUUCUCCUUCAGAAUCAACAACUCGCAUUGUAAUGGAAACAACACCAACUGCUACAUCAGAGCCACCAUCAACUUUAUUUUCCGAAUUAACCACAGGAAUUACAUUGGAAACAUCAACAGGUCCUACAUCAGUGCCAUCAUCAACUUCUCCUUUCAAAUCAACUACAAGCAUUGCAUUUGAAACAUCACAAACUGCUACGUCAGGGCCACCAUCAACUUCUCCUUUUGAAUCAACUACAAGCAUGGCAUUGGAAACAUCAAGUGCUACAUUAGUGCCAACAUCAACUUCUCCUUUAGGAUCAACUACUAGCAUUGCAAUGGAAAGAACACCAACUUCUACAUUAGAGCCAUCAUCAACUUCUUCUUUCAAAUCAACUUCAGGCAUGGCAUUGGAAACAUCAACAGCCAUGACAUCAGUGCCAUCAUCAACAAUUUCUUUCGAAUCAACUACAGGCAUGGCAUUUAAAACAUCAACAGCUGCUACAUCAAUGCCAUUAUCAACUUCCCCCUCAGAAUCAACAACUAGCAUUGCAUUUGAAACAUCACCAACUGCUACAUCAGAGCCACCAUCAACUUCUCCUUUUGAAUCAACUACAAGCAUGGCAUUGGAAACAUCAACAGGUGCUACAUCAGUGCCAUUAUCAACUUCUCCUUCAGAAUCAACAACUCGCAUUGUAAUGGAAACAACACCAACUGCUACAUCAGAGCCACCAUCAACUUCAUCUUUUAAAUCAACUACAGGAAUUACAUUGGAAACAUCAACAAGUGCUACAUCAGUGCCAUCAUCAACUUCCCCCUCAGAAUCAACAACUAGCAUUGCAUUUGAAACAUCACAAACUGCUACAUCAAAACCAACAUUAACUUCUCAUUUUGAAUCAACUCCUAGCAUUACAGUGGAAACAUCAUCAACUUCUCCAUCAGAGCCACCAUCAACUUCAUCUUUCGAAUUAACAUUGGAAACCUCACCAACUGCUACAUCAGUGGCAUCAUCAACUUCUCCUUUCGAAUCAACUACUAGCAUUGUAAUGGAAACAUCAACAAGUGCUACAUCAGUGCCACCAUCAACUUCAUUUUUUGCAUCAACUACUAGCAUUGUAAUGGAAACAACAACUGCUACAUCAGUGCCAUCAUCAACUUUCCCUUCAGAAUCAACUACCAGCAUUACAGUGGAAACAUCGACAACUUCUACAUCAGAGCCACCAUCAACUUCUCCUUUAGGAUCAACUACUAGCAUUGCAAUGGAAAGAACACCAACUUCUACAUUAGAGCCAUCAUCAACUUCUCCUUUCAAAUCAACUUCAAGCAUGGCAUUGGAAACAUCAACAGCCAUGACAUCAGAGCCAUCAUCAACAAUUUCUUUCAAAUCAACUACAGGCAUCAUCUUGAAAUCAACAACAGAUGAAUCCCCCGCAACGACUGCAGUUGACAUAAGGAAUAUUAGCUUUACAACUAAUGAACCAUUUGAUGUUGCCCUUUUAAACCAAUCUUCACCAGCAUUUAAUGACCGAGCAAACCUUGUCAAUAAAAAGCUUGAACCAAUCUUAAGGGCAGCAUUUAACAACUUUAAUAGCCUCAUAGUGAUUCGUUGCAGGUCUGGAUCAACCAUCACAGAUAUGAAUUUGAAUUUCACAUAUAACCAGAGUCUUCCCAGUAAUGAUAGAAUCAUUGAAACAAUAUGGACGGCACCUACAGGUUUUAAUAUGACAAAUGUUUUUGUAACUACCUUUAAUAGUACAACUCCUGCUCCAACCACCCCCUCAACUACAGCAAAGCUACUUACUACUACUGUUCCCAUCAGCACAAAACCACCAACAAUGACAACUGAACUACUGCAACCAACAAACAAAACUUUAACAUCCUCCACAACCACUAAUACCACCAAUACACAACAAACAAAUAAACCACCAACAACCGCCACAACCACAACGCAACAACCAGUGAUUCCCACAACAAACACCACCAAAAUGCAAACAACAACUACUUUCACCUCUACAAAUAAACUACCAAAUCCCACCAACAGCACCACUAAAACACAACAACAAACAACCAUAAAAAUGGCAACAACCACAUUGACUACACCACAACCAAGAACCACCACUAAAAAUACAAUGCCACAACCAACAAUCCUCACAACAACAACCAACACCAAACUACCAAAACAAACAACCACUACUUAUACCACAACAAAAGAACAACCAACUCUCACCAACAGAACCACCAAUACACAACAAACAACCAUAAAAACACCAACAACCAAACUGACAACACCACAACCAAGAACUCCCACUACAACCACAAUGCUACAACCAACAAUAUCCACAGCAACCACUACCAAACCACCAACCACUAAUUCUACCACAACAAAAGAACAACCAACUCUCACCAACAGCACCACCAAUACACAACAAACAACCAUAAAAACACCAACAACCAAACUGACAACACCACAACCAAGAACUCCCACUACAACCACAAUGCUACAACCAACAAUAUCCACAGCAACCACUACCAAACCACCAACCACUAAUUCUACCACAACAAAAGAACAACCAACUCUUACCAACAGCACCACCAAUACACAACAAACAACCAUAAAAACACCAACAACCAAACUGACAACACCACAACCAAGAACUCACACUACAACCACAAUGCUACAACCAACAAUAUCCACAGCAACCACUACCAAACCACCAACCACUAAUUCUACCACAACAAAAGAACAACCAACUCUCACCAACAGCACCACCAAUACACAACAAACAACCAUAAAAACACCAACAACCAAACUGACAACACCACAACCAAGAACUCCCACUACAACCACAAUGCUACAACCAACAAUAUCCACAGCAACCAUAAAAACACCAACAACCAAACUGACAACACCACAACCAAAAAACCCCACUACAACCACAAUGCCACAACCAACAAUAUCCACAGCAACCUCCACCAAACCACCUAGACAAACAACCACUAUUUUUACCACUACAAAACAGGGGCCAGCUACCACCAGUAACACCACCAGGACCCUUAUUACCAUCAGAACCCCACAACCAACAGCUACUAGUACCAACAAAACACUAACAACAACAACCAAUACCACAACAGCACGGCUGACAACAAAAUUAACAACCAUUACCUCUCUCUUACCACAACUAAAAACUACAAAAACACUAUCCACCAUCAUAACACCACGACCAGCAUAUACCACUACCACCACCAAAACACUACAACCAACAAACACAAAAACAACAACCACCACAACAACAGCUGGACUAACAACCACUACUGCUACCACUACAACACUGCGACCAACAACAACGAGAAGUACGACAACAUCCACAACAACAACAGCAGCAACAACAACCAUCGCACUAACUUAUCCACCGCCAACUUUUGAGAUAGUUGUUGGUUUCAAGUAUCCCUAUAUUGAACAGCUUAGUGAUCGUAACAGUAAGGAAUUCAAAGGAUUGGCUGCCAUGGUGGUUGCAGUGUUGAAUCAAAUUUUUUCAGCGAAGUAUGGCUCUUUAUUCAUACGGACCACUGUCCUCGCCUUCAUCCCCACAACUAAACGUAUAGAUCAAAAUACUGAAGCAAGCGUCGAGAUAUUAUUCAAUGAGAACUCGACAAGUCCCAUACCAACUGGUACAGAAGUAGUGGACACACUGAAAUAUGUUGCGGAAUAUAACAAUACUUACAUGGUCCAACUGGAUGUAGCUACAAUCUCUCUCAUCAAUGAGCCAUACCAUAUCCCUGUGAGGUUCCGAACAAAUGGAACUUUUGUAGGACUUCUUUCAAAUCCACUUUCUGAUUUAUUUACAAACAGAUCAAUCAUGAUUAAAAAUGGACUUACCCCUUUUUUCAGAGAAGACUUCCCUACUUCAUUCAACAUGUUAGGCAUGACAAACUACAGCAAUGGAGGUAUUUUCGCAAAUUCUGAUUCAAUUCUGAGCUUCAUGGAUUUGGCUUUUGCCAGCUCUGCUGGACUUCCUAACGUCACCCAAAUUGGGAACACUAUGCUAAGAGCUGCCAGAAAUGACAGCCUUCCCUUCAAGAUCUUCAUCAAUGAUAUCAUAGUAAACGGCACCGUAAUAUCAUCGAGCGACAUCAGCAGCAAGAUCAACGUGUCCAUGGCGUGCUUCCUGGUUGCUGUCUCACUUCUGAUGUCAUGGUUCAGCUGAUAUUAAAACAACAUCCAUUUAGAGCAAGAACCAUCGCCAGGUUUUGCACACCAAUUAAAUUAAUGAACACAUACAAAUAUGUAUAGAUAGUUUUAUUUAGUAUACUCUGAAUGCAUAAAAUACACAAUAAUCAUUUGUACUAGCACACUUGUAUGAUACGGUUUGGUUAGUACUUAGAGCUUUAGUUAUUAAGAAGUUCUAUAAAAGUUGGUGAUGGGCACUUUGUAAAUGAGUCGUUGUUUUAGAAUAAAUACAAGAAUGAAGGAAUUUCUUUGCCAUGCGAAACAUGGUAAAAUUUUUACUAUAGAUAAAAUAUGUUUUUUUCCCACAUUGUAUUAAAUUAUGAUUUAAUUUAAAUUAAGCAAGAAUAGAUUCAUUAUCUGUCUAUCAGUGUUCACUCUGGCCUGCUUCUCAACAAUUUUGUGUACCAAAGAUGUGUAUAUUCACAUGUUAUGCAAUUUACUAUGGGAAGUAAUGGACAUAAUAUUUGUUAUAUUUAAUGAUUUAAACUUGUGCACUUUACAAUUUUUUGUUCAUUUAAUCUACUUCAAUGCACUCAUCACUAUGUAUUUAUUUACUGCAGUGGGUAUGUAGACCUUUAGUCUAUAUACAUUUAUUGAGAUAUUUUAAUAUAUUCAUCUGUGUGUUAUAAUAUGGUUGUAUUCACUAUAGAAUGUUAUAUUUAUAAUGGCACAACUUAACUUCUAAUAAACUCU